Messenger RNA from Cheilinus undulatus (humphead wrasse), 2546 nucleotides. Its product is annotated as serpin H1-like. The record is from RefSeq and is a predicted model, not a curated record. Gene Ontology annotation, molecular function: serine-type endopeptidase inhibitor activity. The transcript is spliced from 5 exons. Gene Ontology annotation, cellular component: endoplasmic reticulum. NCBI's taxonomy places the organism in Eukaryota, Metazoa, Chordata, Actinopteri, Labriformes, Labridae. Bases 182 to 1414 code for a protein of 410 amino acids. Gene Ontology annotation, biological process: negative regulation of endopeptidase activity; collagen fibril organization.
CAGAGAUUUCCAGGCUGUGACGACCCGGCAUGAACACUCCUGCUCCCUCAUACAAAUCUGUGUAGGACUACUAAAAUCAGAAUCUUCACAUUGAGCUGAUCAGUGCUGGUGGAAAUAUUAAGCGCCUUUAAGGAGCAGCAGCAGAGUCGCUGACAGAGCCUAAUAAGAUCUACACUGCACCAUGUGGGUAACAAACCUGGUCUCCCUGGUCCUCCUGGCCACCGCCGCCUCAGCUGCUACCUCAGCAUCAGCAGACAAAGUCCUGAGUAACCACGCCACCAUCCUGGCUGACAACAGCGCUAACUUAGCCUUCAGCCUCUACCAAAACAUGGCUAAGGAGAAAAACAUCGAAAACAUCCUGAUUUCCCCUGUAGUAGUGGCCUCCUCUCUGGGUCUGGUGGCACUAGGGGGCAAAGCGUCCACAGCCUCUCAGGUGAAAACCCUCCUGAAGGCAGAUAAGGUGAAAGACGAUCAGCUACACUCAGGCCUGGCUGAGCUCCUGACUGAGGUCAGCGACCCAAAGACCCGCAACGUCACCUGGAAGAUCAGCAACCGUCUGUACGGACCCAGCUCUGUCAACUUUGUGGAUGCUUUUGUGAAGAGCAGCAAAAAGCACUACAACUGUGAUCACUCCAAGAUCAACUUCAGGGAUAAGAAGACUGCUCUGAACUCCAUCAACGAGUGGGCCGCCAAGUCUACGGAUGGGAAACUGCCAGAGGUCACCAAAGAUGUGGAAAAGACUGAUGGAGCAAUGAUCAUAAAUGCUAUGUUCUUCAAACCUCACUGGGAUGAGCAGUUCCAUCAUCAGAUGGUGGACAACAGAGGAUUCAUGGUGUCUCGUGGCUUCACAGUGUCAAUACAGAUGAUGCAUCGCACUGGUUUGUACGGCUUCUAUGAAGACAAAACCAACAAUCUGAACAUCCUGAGCAUGCCUCUGGCUCAUAAGAAGUCGUCUGUGGUGUUCUUCCUGCCGUACCAUGUGGAGCCUCUGGACAGACUAGAGAAGCUGCUGACUAAAGCACAGCUGGAUACCUGGAUGGGCAAACUGAAGCAGACAGCCGUGGCCGUGUCUCUGCCCAAAGUCAGCAUGGAAGUCAGUCACAAUCUGCAGAAACACCUCGGAGAACUGGGCCUGACAGAAGCUGUGGACAAAGCCAAGGCCGACCUGUCCAACAUCUCAGGGAAGAAGGACCUGUACCUGUCCAGCGUGUUUCACGCCUCAGCUCUGGAGUGGGCCACCGAUGGGAACGAAAUGGACACCAGCAUCUUUGGCACAGACAAGCUGAAAGACCCCAAACUGUUCUAUGCCGACCACCCGUUCAUCUUCCUGGUAAAGGACCAGAAGACGAACUCCAUCCUGUUCAUUGGCAGGAUGGUGAGGCCGAAGGGUGAAAAGAUGAGAGAUGAGUUAUAACCACAUGAUCCCAUUAAGUUAAAGUCCUGAGUGUGUGUGACAAGCCCUUCUUACAUUUAAUCAGAAACUAAAAGAGGAGUUUAAUCCUGUGGGAAUACCGUUUCAACAUGUCACAAUAUCAGUGUUAAUUAGUAAAAAUGUAAAGUUGGGAUAUCUGUAGCACUAUUUUGGCAUGUUGUAAAAAUAUUUUCACAUUAACAUUGCAAAAUCUCAGUUCUGAGAACUUUCUAAAAACAAUUCUGCUAUAAAGCCCCACUAAACUGAUUUCAAACAUUUAAAAAAUGAACUAUAUCCUUGAGAUCAUGGAAGCCAGAGAUUUACUUGCUUUUCACCCUGCAUACGUAUAAUUUCCUGCUGCGUCGGCUGCCUCUACACGACCUAUGUUACUGGAGGACACCACUAGCAAAUGUGCCAAACAGCUCAGUUGUAGACAAACCUGAAACAUGGAAACACUUCUGAGAUCAGAACCAAUAUGAUAUUAACAUUAAUAACCAAUAGAAACAUAAGAUCAGUUUAGACUGAUGGCUGGUGGUCAGAACAUAUCAUCUGCACUUUGUUAAUUUAACAUUUUCAUCCAUGAAUAGACGAAACACUCCUGGUGUAUUGGUUCAAUUAGUGGCUGUGCUGACUGGUGACUUUUAGCUUACUUUGUGGAUUUGAUCAUUAGAAAAGACAGAAGGAGUCCUUGUGAAUGACCCUUUCUUACAUUUUUUGUUAUUGUGUGACAAUACUUUGGACUCAGAGGUGAGGUUAUUGCCCCACUGGUGCCCCAUUGUUUAAGGUAUUACCAUUAAAUUCCCUUUUGAAGGCUCUGUGGUAGAUAAACAUACCAAAGUGCCCUCUAGGGUGCCCUUCAAAAUGUAGCAAAUGGCCCUCUUUGGUGACUUUUAGUGAGUUAGAUUUAACAAAGUACCAUAGGGUCCCUUUAAAGUGGGUAUACAUUAAUAAAGUGCCCUCUGUGUGUCAUCUAAGUGUGCAAAAGUUUUCAAAUUGUCAUCAAGGCUGCCUACCAAGUAACCUGACACACCAGAUGGAUGUGUUUCACACAUCCAUCUGGGAAACCUUCAAUAGGAAAUGUUUGAGAAAAGGCAGAGGCUUUGAAAAAAACUUGGAGUGUGAUUGGAUGAGUGUU